Dacryopinax primogenitus is the source of this 504-nucleotide messenger RNA. RefSeq lists its product as uncharacterized. The transcript has a single exon. Lineage: Eukaryota; Fungi; Basidiomycota; Dacrymycetes; Dacrymycetales; Dacrymycetaceae. The record is from RefSeq and is a predicted model, not a curated record. Bases 1 to 504 code for a protein of 167 amino acids.
AUGGUUGACCAUGUGCAAGUCAGACCAGCAGUGCAACAUGCAUUAUGGACCCUGCCAAUCAAUUGCACAAAUGGUGCUGCUGCCUUCCUGCCCAUGUUUGAGGGCAUGUGUGUGAUGCUGACUGAGAAUCUAGCCAUGUCUAAAUCACUGGUGAAUGGCAUGAUUGGUACAAUCAUGGGGAUAUGGUAUGUUUCCAACUCAGAUGGCCAAUGGUAUCCUACUGCAGUUAUGGUGAACAUGCCUGGUUGUGACCAUGUGCAAGUUGGCUUACCACUGAACACUAUUUGUAUCCAGCCAACUGCAAAGACAUGGGUGUAUCAAACAACCGGAAGAACCAAUUUGAAGAAGGCUACACAUUCAAUUUCCCAAAAAUUUCUCCCUUUGCUUCCAGCAUACACUUAUACGGACUACAAGAGUCAGGGUUGGACCUUGCACAGGGCCAUUGUGGAUCUCUGUGGGUGCAGUACUCCACAAAGUGCUUAUGUGAUGCUCUCUCAGGUUUGA